AUGGCAUAUCUUUCCAAACUUCGACAGACACUUCCCGCACGACAUCCAGACUACCCUGCCUCCACAUUGGAGUUCACGUUGUCACAGCCGGCGUCACCAUCACGGUCGGAAGUGGGUGCGGAGGCCAAGCCUCCCAAUAAAGGCGGCGACGGUGUUUCCCGUGCUCGUACUCGUCUUCGCACACCACUACCUACAGAUCAUCCUGACUACCACGCUUCCUCGUUAGACCUGAUACCCUGGGAGCGGGAGCAAAAGAGGGCACUGUUGAAAGAAGGAACUCUUCUCGAGCCACUGGCACCCGGUGACAGGGCAAUCAAGGCCGAGGUCUGCGUCAAUCUUGAUGAGAAUGGAACAAUUGUGGACGCACAUGAGCUUGUCAAAAUUUAUCCCUCCACUCUUGAGCGUCUAUAUCACUGCGCCAAAUUGUCGGCCAUCAAGCCCUGCCCAAGUUCCAAAUGCCUCGUGACCAAAGAGCUCCUGCUGCAACACCUCCGUGGCCGGUCGACCUGGUGUACCUCCCUCUUGGAGUGGAUGGUCCAGUGCCUCGCAUGCUACUUCACCUCUCUGAUCUUACGUUAUGAUGAGGCUGCCCCUCCAAAGGCGAAUAUCUCACUGGCCAUAUUCCGAUGUGCCAAGAUACCAGUCUAUGGGGGAAAGGUCGAGACUGCCGACAUAGAUGUCUUGCCGGACAGCUUGAUCUACGAUAUGGUAGAAUGGAUAGCGCAUGUCGACGCAGAUUUUGAUCGGCCCCCCAGGAGGAGGGCGAUACGCGAUCAGAUAUCUAACUUUAUGCCUCCAGAUAUUGUGUACGAAGACGACUUCAACAAGGCAAUGGAAAAGGCCGAGGCUGUGGGCAUCUGCAAAAAUCGGCUCUGGAACCUGAUUUCUUGUUGUCCCCGUCAAUGGCGGGACCUCCCUGCACUUCUCUCCUUGAUUGACCAGAACGAUAAGCAGCGAGCCUACCUAUUCAAACAGACCGAGAAUCUUGACCUCCCGGCGCAGCCCAUAUCCUCCGCGGGUGCCCGGCCAUCGGAUUCCUACACUCAUGAGGCUUGCACAUCCGAUCUGUGCCACUUUUCUUCCAUGGAUAGCACCCGUGUUGCGCAAAGACACAAAUGCUCUGAGACCGAGCGCCAGUCAUGCCCCUUGAUUCAAUUCCCUCCAACCAACAACACCAGUCUGGACCGCUUGAUCUGGAAUCACACUGUGGAGCCAUCAGCCCAGAAUUCAGAUGUACUGACCUACAAGCCAGUUCUCAGCGCUGGUAACUACAUCGCCAUCUCGCAUGUGUGGUCUGACGGAACUGGGGCCGGGACCCAAGGCCGGGGGUUGAUGAACAAUUGUCUCUUCCAGUUCUUCUGCAACAUCGCCCAAGACCUAGACAGUGACGGACUUUGGUGGGAUGCCGUGUCAAUCCCAACAGACCCAAAGCGAAGGGCACAGGCUCUGCGAAAUAUGCAUCUCAACUUCAGUUUGGCCAAGCACACGGUUGUCCACGACGAAUACCUCUUGAGGAUUCCGUGGAGAGACGAUGGUACUCCUUGUCUUGCCCUCGUCCUCUCGCCAUGGUUCACCCGGGGCUGGACCGCCGUCGAGCUGCUGGCAUCCAAGAGCGUCAAGGUUUUGUUUGGAGAUCCGGAUGAUGAGAAUGGCCCCCCGGUCAUUAAGGAUCUGGAAACGGACGUCCUCGCCACGUUUCCCACCUGCAGUCUCGGGCACAUCGCUGCUUCCUUCAUCGUUCGAAGGCUGUGGACACUGACGAGCGAAUUAGACCGCACCUUUUCGGACCUGAUGCGUAUCUUGAGGACGCGAAGCAAUUCAUGGCCCAGGGACCGGGUGGUUGUGGCUGCACUGUUGGCCGGGAUAAAGCCAGAAGUGGACGCGGUCAACAUGCAAGCGCGAGUGAUGCAGCAAAUCAUCACGUCCUAUCACACUGUCAGUGCCUCGAUCUUGAUCCACGGCGCCCCGACUAUAACAGAGCAUGGUCCGCUUUCCUGGUGCCCAUCAAACCUCUUCUCCGGAGAUCCCACCACUCUGUCGACCAAGUUCCUGUCGUGGGACCAACUGUUUGGCAUUGACCCAGAUACUGGCGCUCUCGACGGGAUCUUCUCGGCGUGUGCGCUUUCUUCGGUCGACCCGGAAAUGCUAGAGCCCAUAUCAAUGCAUCCUGCAGUGCGUCGAAAACUCGACUCUGCGUUCAUCCACAAGGAGAAACACUUGCUCCUGUCUGGCGCCACGAGCCAGAAAUUCUGCCUGGUGGUCAGGGCCAUGGGGCUCAGGAGGCCGCCGUCCAGAGCCAUUGAAUGUGAGUGGGUGGGAGUGGUGCUCUCAGAGGUGGCAGAUGCCUCGCUUUGGACAGGCGCGAUUUCCAUUCGAAUUGGUACCCAGAUUGCGGUCAGAGACGCCGAAGCCGCCUACAAUACCGCAGAGGAGCUGUUGCGGUGUUAUUGUGCAGAAGACGAUGUAGACACGGACCUGGAAGAUGAGGCGGUAGUGGCGGAAAUGAGGAGAUUGCUUCGCGUGAGCCCUCGAUCUCACCAGCAGUAA
Molecule: messenger RNA, 2547 nt
Organism: Capronia epimyces CBS 606.96
Lineage: Eukaryota; Fungi; Ascomycota; Eurotiomycetes; Chaetothyriales; Herpotrichiellaceae
Exons: 2
Coding region: 1-2547 (848 amino acids)
Source: RefSeq, a predicted model, not a curated record